Molecule: messenger RNA, 1595 nt
Organism: Tarenaya hassleriana
Lineage: Eukaryota; Viridiplantae; Streptophyta; Magnoliopsida; Brassicales; Cleomaceae
Product: nuclear inhibitor of protein phosphatase 1
Exons: 2
Coding region: 321-1436 (371 amino acids)
Molecular function (GO): protein binding; mRNA binding
Source: RefSeq, a predicted model, not a curated record
CUGAGAUUUGUCACUGAACCCUAAUCCAGAAGUGGCAUCCCAUUCGCAGCUUCCUAUGGUGGUCCGAUCAGAUUUGUACGAAACCCUAAUCCUGAAAUAGCACCCCAUCUUCAAAGCACGAACCUUUGCUCAUUUUUUGUUUUCGUUGCCGUUGGAUCACCGGUUGGACUCGUGCGGCAACCCUUGUCCAUCUUCCAAGCUCGAAGCUUUGGUCAUUUUGCGUUGUCGUUGUGAUUUUAAGGGAUGAGGCACUCUACAGGUUCGCUUGUGCGAGUUUGUUGAGAGGUUCAAGGUCUCCUUGGGAAGUGAAGUAACAGAGGAUGUAUGGAAGGUCGGGUCUCGAUAGGUUUAAGAAAUCUCAAUCCUUGGAGCCUUUCUCGGUGUCCGCCGACUCAGCUUCUUCAACUGCAACGCUUGGUCCGAAGAAUACAGGAGCCAGUGAGGUGGGUCAAACCCAGCAUGUCGGAGAAGGACAAUCGAGCUGGCAGCCGCCUGAUUGGGCAAUAGAGCCCCGUGCUGGUGUUUUUUAUCUUGAGAUCGUCAAGGAUGGUCAGAUCCUUGAUAAGAUUCAGCUCGAUCGACGGAGACACAUCUUUGGGAGGCAACAUCAGACCUGCGAUUUUGUGCUUGAUCAUCAGUCUGUCUCCCGCCAGCAUGCUGCCGUCGUUCCCCACAAGAAUGGCAGCAUCUUCGUGAUUGACUUGGGAUCAGCUCAUGGUACGUUUGUUGCAAACGAGAGACUAACUAAAGAAACCCCCGUGGAGCUUGAAGUGGGCCAGUCCUUGCGUUUCGCAGCUUCCACUAGAACCUAUAUUUUGAGAAAGAACAAUGCUGCACUCUUCCCACGUCCUCCACCACCGGCAGAGAUUAAGCUACCUCAGGCUCCUGAUCCCGCUGACGAGGAUGCUGUUGUUGCUUACAAUACCUUGCUUAACCGGUAUGGUUUGACUAAGCCCGAUGGAAAUGAAUCCGAAAGAGACAAACGUGCUGCUAAAAGGAUUAAGAAAUUAAGAGUGGCCUUCAGGGAUCAAUCUGGAGGGGAGCUUGUUGAGAUCGUUGGGAUUUCAGAUGGUGUUGAUGUAGGAACAGAACCUGGUCCGGUCGGUGUCAAGGAGGGCAGCCUUGUCGGGAAGUACGAAUCUCUUGUGCAAGUAACGGUGAUACCCAAAGGCAAAGAGCAGCAACCAUUGGCAAAGGAACUGAAGCCCUCUCCAGGAACAGGUGUGACAGAUAGGCUCCAAGAAGCACUGAAGAAGGUGAAAUCCAAUCCAAAGUCGGGGAUUUACGAUGAUCUCUAUGGGGAUUCGGUUGGGAAUGUUGUUGGUAAGUCAUGGGCUAAACCAGCUCCGCCUUCACCUCCCAAGGAGUUGAGAGGCGAUUCUAUUACAUCUCAGGGUGUUGUCGAGGAAGACAAGGAUGAUCUGUUUGGAGAUUGAGGAGACAAACAAUGUUCUUUGUAAAUGCUAAGACAAGGCUUGUUGUCAGUUAAAAUUUUUUGUGACGUUUCCGAGAGUUUGGACUUGGUGGGUGUUUUAUUGGGGUCUAAGAGCUAUCGGGAGAUUUGGCCAGAAGCGAGUAAAGUCCAGUCCAAUUCA